Molecule: messenger RNA, 801 nt
Organism: Humulus lupulus (European hop)
Lineage: Eukaryota; Viridiplantae; Streptophyta; Magnoliopsida; Rosales; Cannabaceae
Exons: 4
Coding region: 1-801 (266 amino acids)
Source: RefSeq, a predicted model, not a curated record
AUGAGGGAGUCAACAUUAGGGAGUGCCACGGGUGGAGAAGAACCUGAGCAACAACCACCAAUGUCACCUCCACGAAGGAGACAAACCGAGGUCAUGAUCAGGGAACCUGUUGACAUGGACUCCGAGAAUGUGUUCAAAAUUUACAGCGCCCCUGAGGCUCUUGCGGCUCCCCCGAGUAGAAAGAAAACAAGCAAGAGGCAUCCUGGGGAAAGCAUCAAAGCGCCUCAGGCUAAGAAGCCUCCCAAUGCAGGCCUCCCAGAGGAUGGGCCCUCAGCCAAUGCAACUCCACCUUCUCCUCACGAGCAGCAAACUCCCCCUGCUCCAGACGGAUCGACUCCAUCUCCAGUGGCCCCAACCGACCAGACUCAGCAAGCCGGUCCUGCUUCGACUGGGGCAAUGCUGACCCUUAUUGCCGGUCGUCUCCGCUCGAGUGCUGUUACCGAGCAGGCCAAAUAUUUGGAGCAACGACAUGCUGAUGAACUCAAAGCUGCCGCAGCAAAAUAUGCCAAACAACUUGCAGUGGUGUUUGAGGAGAAUAAUAAAUUGGCUGAGGAGUUGAGGGAGAAGCAAAAGUCUCUGGACAAAGCCACCGAGCAGAAGGACAGGGCCAACUUCAAUUACCUUCCUAAGAAUGCAAGAAACGCUGAGCUCGCUCACUGUGCUAGUCGACUGGCAGAGGAAGAAAGAUUGAGGAUUCCUGCUUCCCCUGAGAUCUCGCUGGCCACUGGGAUGGACGGGGCAGACAAUGAGGCUGCAGACGUCGUCGAUCAGAGCCCUCCUCAAGAUCCUUCAGCUCCUUAG